UCUCCCUCUCCCUCUCUCCCUCUCUCAUGGUCGAUCAUUCGGACGUCGUCCGCUUACCAAAAGUCGGCUGCAUUCCGGACAUCUCCAGAGCCUACAAAUCACUCAGAGCGAUAUGGAAUCCCGAUAGGCGUUCGUCUCCUGGCCGGAUCGGAGCUGGAGACAAGCCCAAGGCCGUCGAAGCUGCGACAGAUUCAUCAUCAAACGACCUCGAAGCGAACCCGACCUCUGCAUCCCUUAGGCAGCACGACGAGGAACUAGGUUCCAUCCAUCAAGAAGAAGAUAACAUGAAUGGAAUCCCCAGCUACAGAUAUAGUCACAAGAACGGCAACCACGACGAAGAGCCGAAGAGUCCUAGGUUAGGAUGCUUCGGGCACCGGAGAGAGAGUUUCUUCGCCUCCAUGCCGUCCCCUCUCUCGAGAAGCGCGAGCCGGAGGAGUCAGCCGCCGACGCACUCCUCCCCUUUCAAGAGCGUGAGCCGGAGGAGCAUCGAUUCCACGGCGUUCGGUCCAGCCUCGCUCUCGAGGAGCUCGAGCCGGGUGAGCUCCACGCCGAUCAUGUUCUCCAAUUCGACCGGGAUGCUGAAAUCUCCGGCCAUCGAGAGGACUUUGGAGUGCACCCUGGAGGAGUUGUGCUACGGUUGCAUGAAGAAGAUCAAGGUGACAAGAGACGUCCUUACGAAUACUGGGCAAAUAAUUCAAGAAGAGGAACUGCUCACAAUAAAAGUGAAGUCGGGAUGGAAAAAGGGGACCAAAAUAACAUUCCAAGGCAUGGGGAACGAGCGGCCCGGCGUCCAACCGGCCGACAUAACCUUUGUCAUCGCGGAGAAAAAGCACGGCCUGUUCAGGAGAGAAGGCGACGACUUGGAGCUGGCGGUCGAGAUCCCGCUAGUGAAGGCCCUGACCGGGUGCGACCUCUCGGUCCCUCUAUUGGGCGGCAAGUGCCUGGUCCUCACGGUAGAUGAGAUCAUAUACCCGGGCUAUGAGAAGGUCAUCGUAGGGCAAGGCAUGCCCGUACCGAAAGAGCAAGGCCGGAGGGGCAACUUGAAGGUCGUUUUCCUGGUGGCGUUCCCGACGGCCUUGACCGACGACCGGCGAGCCGAGAUCGUCGGCGUUUUGGAAGGGUCGGUUUGAAGGACAGCCUCAGUUUUGUCCACAGCUCUAUGCAUAACGGUCGCUGCUUGUUUUGUUGUAGAAGUUAACGUAGCUAAGGGGCUCGAUUUACUGGUGUAGUCUUACAGUAGAAGUCAAAGCAGGCAUUGCAAUAGAUCUUGUAGAGCCGAAGUUGUUGCCUGGUUAGUGAGAGAGGGAACUUUUAGUCAUUGUUUGGAUUUUGUCUCAUGUCAAAGUUCAUGCAUGUGUAACUUCCCCUUUGCCAAUGCUUUCCCUUUUCUUUUCC
This is a messenger RNA of Syzygium oleosum, 1395 nucleotides long. RefSeq lists its product as uncharacterized. Gene Ontology annotation, molecular function: protein-folding chaperone binding. Lineage: Eukaryota; Viridiplantae; Streptophyta; Magnoliopsida; Myrtales; Myrtaceae. The record is from RefSeq and is a predicted model, not a curated record. The transcript is spliced from 3 exons. Gene Ontology annotation, cellular component: cytosol. The coding region runs from base 27 to 1130 and encodes 367 amino acids.